Rana temporaria (common frog) is the source of this 2679-nucleotide messenger RNA. RefSeq names its product sphingosine kinase 2 (gene SPHK2). Gene Ontology annotation, cellular component: membrane; intracellular membrane-bounded organelle; cytoplasm. Gene Ontology annotation, biological process: sphingosine biosynthetic process; positive regulation of apoptotic process; sphinganine-1-phosphate biosynthetic process. The record is from RefSeq and is a predicted model, not a curated record. NCBI's taxonomy places the organism in Eukaryota, Metazoa, Chordata, Amphibia, Anura, Ranidae.
UUUCUCCAAAGAGUUGUCUCCUCACUUCCUGUGAGCGGAGCGCUGAGUCAAAGUGCUGUGUGUGUGUGACUGGGAGAAGGAGGCGGCAGGCGGUGCCGGGACAGUGCGGCCACACUGAGCGCUUUGUCCUCUCUCCACACUCCGCUAUGGUCUCAUUAUCUGCUUGUUACUCAAGUGUCUGGAGCCUUCGUGUGCUGGGAGCAGCCAGGAGAUUCAGCCCUCCUCCUCCAUCAUCUCCUCAUACAAGAAGGAAGAUCUAAAGAUUGACUCUGGACUUUCAUCAUUCGGAAGUGAGGAAAUCUGAAGUAUAUUGACAGUUUGGAGUGUGACCUUUGUUUUACAGACAUGCAUUACUACUGAAAUAUGCAAUCUUCUCUUUUUUUUUUUUUUCCGACAAAAUGAUAGUUAGAUAAAGCUUGUUUUGUUCCUCUUUGGGAUUUUUGAUUCCUUCUGCUUGCCUUUAUGCAUUUUCGCACCAAGUUUUAUACACUUGUGCCAUUGUAUGGUGAGAUCACAGCUAGUGACCUCCAUACCACCAACGUAAAAUGUCCACAAAAUAUCGUCAGGCAUCAGACACCUUGCUUCAUGGAGAAUUUGGUGUCUUCCCAUCCAAAGGCAUUCGUUAUGCACUCAGUCUGACCCAAACAGGGCUUCAUAUUCAGAGACUGGUGCCCAAACCUGAAGAUGACUAUCGAACAGUGCUUCCCAUUAUGGACAUGGUGGGAUGCCACACACUACGGAGUCGUGGCACAAAUGACGUUUUUGCCUAUUUUUCUAUUUAUUCCUAUCCAAUGAAGAAGAAAAAGGUUGCGAUGGGCUCUACACGCGCCCGCCAAAGGUUGGUUCACACUUUUAGAGUGGAUGAAGCCUCCAAGUAUGAACAAAAUCAGUCUAUUGCAGAGAAGUGGGCAACUGCAAUCAAGUGCCUGAUUCAAGAUGUCCCCAUCUCCAGUGACAUCGAGAUUACUCGAGAUCUCCAGCCCAGAGCCCGGCGAUUAUUGCUAAUACUGAAUCCUUAUGGUGGACGCGGUAAUUCCCUGCAGCAGUGUCACACACACAUUCUGCCCAUAAUUACUGAAGCGGAUAUCAGCUACAACCUCGUACAAACAGAGAGACAAAAUCAUGCCCGAGAGCUGGUACAGACUAUUAACUUGAAAGAAUGGGAUGGUAUUGUUGUAAUUUCUGGAGAUGGAGUUCUCUUUGAGGUUAUUAAUGGUUUGAUGGAACGCCCUGAUUGGGAAGAUGCAAUAAAGAUGCCUGUUGGGAUUCUGCCUUGUGGCUCAGGAAAUGCCUUGGCUGGAGCUAUUAACUACAAUGCAGGGUUUGAGCAGGCAAUGGGGUCAGAGCUGCUACUUAACUGUAUCUUGCUGCUGUGCCAUGGUACUGUUAUGCCUAUGGACCUUGUGUCUGUCACAACCUGCUCCGGUACUCGCUGUUUUUCUUUUCUGAGUGUGGCUUGGGGCUUCAUCUCCGAUGUGGACAUAGAAAGUGAAAAGUACAGACACAUGGGCUCUGCUCGUUUCACUUUUGACAUGGUAAGAGUUGCUUCCUUGCGUACUUACAGAGGCCGCCUUUCUUAUCUGCCUGUAUUGGAUGCUCACCGUCCCAUUUGCAGGAGUAUCACCCUAUCGCCCAAUGGAAGCCUUGCUCCAAUACAGCGUUCCCAGCUGCACCGUACUAUUUCGGAUAUGGGUCUCUGUGAGGAGCGUAAUAUUAUGUAUGAGAGAAGCUCUGCUGCACUCGACACCAAUGAGCUACCAAGCUUUGAGACUUCACCUUCUCCUGGUUCUCCAACAGCAUUGCACACCUCCCAGUUCACAUUUGACUCGGUGCCUAAUGAUCUGUCUGAGCAUGACCAUGUGCUGCCAAAUGAUGUGGAGCUUCCUACGCAUCACCAGGUAAACGGACCCAAGGAUGAUCUUUUGCCUCCUUUGGGGCAACCUUUACCCAAAUCCUGGGUUACUGUGGAAGGAGACUUUGUUCUUGUGCUGGGUAUAUAUCAGACUCACCUUGGGGCUGACUUAUUCACAGCACCAUUUUCCUACUUUGAUGAUGGACUGGUUCACCUAUUAUUUGUAAAGGCUGGAAUCUCUCGGACAGCCCUUGUUCGACUCUUUUUGGCAAUGGAAAAAGGGACACAUGUUGGGAUGGAAUGUCCAUACGUUGUGCAUGUUCCUGUUCGAGCGUUCCGCUUGGAGCCUCUGACGACAAAGGGAAUCCUUACUGUGGAUGGAGAGCGGGUAGAAUAUGGCCCAGUUCAGGUUCAAGUACACAAAGGACUUGGAAACCUUAUCGCUGGCUCUGGUAGAGCCCGUAUGACCUCUUUCUAGGCCUUGCUUUUACCCUAAUGGUCUUGUGCAAUGCAACAGUCCCUCCUGUUCAGCUACCUUUUUUAGUAGAUAUAUAAUACAAAUGAUUGCUCAGAAUUAGAAAUUCUGAAAUUAAUUUAAUUUUUGGCACGUGCCUCCAGUAUUUUUAUGGUGCUAGUCACCAAUGGGAGCAUGGUCUGGAUGUGUGAGUUGGUGUAAUUGAUAAUGUAAAUAUGCAAAGAAAACAUUAGGCAAGUUUUACUGAUAAUGCACUUAAAGUAGAAAUGCUUGAUAAAAAUGGUAUUCUAGUUUUCUUACUGUUUACUCUUUAUAUGUGCUUCCUGAAUACUAAUUAUUUAUAAGGCAGAAA